Messenger RNA from Babesia bovis T2Bo, 551 nucleotides. RefSeq lists its product as uncharacterized. NCBI's taxonomy places the organism in Eukaryota, Apicomplexa, Aconoidasida, Piroplasmida, Babesiidae. Bases 175 to 546 code for a protein of 123 amino acids. Gene Ontology annotation, cellular component: nucleolus. The record is from RefSeq and is a predicted model, not a curated record. The transcript is spliced from 4 exons.
UCUGAUUGCUGGGCUAUGGCUAAGAAUCAACGUAACUGUCCACUUAUAAGAUAAAGGUGUAAUAUGGAAUUUGAGCUUUACCUUAUAUCUAACGUAUUAGGAGUUGUAAUCGUUUUGCUGAUUCUCUAUAAACAUAUUAAUUUUAAUACUGAUAAGCAAUGCAAGGAAUAGAUUAUGGUGGUGGACAAAACCUAUGAGAACGUAGUAAAAGGUGGCCUUAGAAUAAAAGGCAAACUAAUUGCAAAAAACAAAAAAGUUAUCGACACCAAUACAAAUAAACCUAAGGAUGUAAUUGAAGUCAAAAAAUUGUUACCCAAACCUGACGUUGAGUCUAGUGAUGCUUUACAGUCCAAGAUAAAUCAAGUAAUGCUUAAUGAAUCGUUGACUACCACCGAGAAAACGUUUUUAAUCGCCCAAAUUAAAAGGAGUUCCAAAAAGGUUGAUGAUGUGCUCAAGGAGAGUCACCGCGAAAAGGUUGAAAAGUUUAACAAAAAGCUUGCUAGCCUCUCCGAGCAUUUUGAUAUACCCAAAGUUGGGCCAGGGUAAUUUCU